Messenger RNA from Prionailurus viverrinus (fishing cat), 156 nucleotides. Its product is annotated as 60S ribosomal protein L39-like. The coding region runs from base 1 to 156 and encodes 51 amino acids. Gene Ontology annotation, cellular component: cytosolic large ribosomal subunit; ribosome. Gene Ontology annotation, molecular function: structural constituent of ribosome. The record is from RefSeq and is a predicted model, not a curated record. NCBI's taxonomy places the organism in Eukaryota, Metazoa, Chordata, Mammalia, Carnivora, Felidae. Gene Ontology annotation, biological process: translation. The transcript has a single exon.
AUGUCUUCUUACAUGACUUUCAGGAUCAAGGGAUUCCUGGUUGAGAAACAAAAGCAGACUCAUCCCAUUCCCAAGUGGGUUUCGAUGACAAUUAGUGAUAAAAUCAGGUAUAACUCUAAGAAGAGACAUUGGAGAAGAACCAAACUGAAUCUAUAA